Molecule: messenger RNA, 2961 nt
Organism: Hemicordylus capensis (graceful crag lizard)
Lineage: Eukaryota; Metazoa; Chordata; Lepidosauria; Squamata; Cordylidae
Gene: PLEKHB2
Product: pleckstrin homology domain containing B2
Exons: 8
Coding region: 185-853 (222 amino acids)
Biological process (GO): regulation of cell differentiation
Cellular component (GO): membrane
Source: RefSeq, a predicted model, not a curated record
CUCUCUGAGCAUGUGCAGUAGCAGUGAGUGACGCAGUCGAUCAUAGGACAGGCCUGACGUCAGAGACCUGGGAGGAGGCGGUGACGGCGGCGUGAUCUUUAGCCCAGCUCGGCAACAAGGAAGAAAGCAAGACCUUAUUGGGAAGGAUUUUUACGUGCUUUCCCAAGUGUAACAGAAUUGCACGAUGGCGUUGGUGAAAAGUGGAUGGCUGCUCCGGCAAAGUACUAUAUUACGGCGUUGGAAGAAGAACUGGUUUGACCUCUGGUCUCAUGGCCACUUAUUAUUUUAUGAUGACCAACAUCGGCAGGAUCUCGAGGAUAGAAUCCACAUGAAAAUUGACUGCACCAACAUCAGAGUGGGAAACGAAUGCCGAGGUUUCCAGCCUCCAGAGGGGAAGCCCAGGGAUUGCUUGCUGCAGAUCAUUUGCCGUGACGGGAAAGUGCUCAGCCUCUGUGCAGAAAGUGCUGAUGACUGCUUGGCUUGGAAAAUUGCUCUCCAAGAUGCCAGAACAAAUGGGGCCUACAUUGGUUCUGAAGUGAUGUACGAUGGCAAUACAAUUUCCUCUGCUCCCCCUCCAUACACGGCUUAUGCUACACCAUCACCCGAGGUAUAUGGCUACCCACAGUACAAUGGUGCAUAUCCACCUCCAGGAGCUCAGGUCUUCUAUACUUCCAAUGGGCAGACAUAUGCACUUCCUUGCCAAUAUCCAAGCCCAGGACCCUAUGGCCAGCCUCCUGCAAAUCAUGUCAUCAUCCGAGAGCGUUACCGGGAUAAUGAUGGAGACCUUGCGUUGGGGAUGCUUGCUGGAGCAGCAACAGGAAUGGCCCUAGGCUCAUUGUUCUGGGUCUUCUAGCUUUUCUCUGGAGCCACAAAAUGAGGGAGAUCUUACAUCUUCAUCUGUUCUGUGUGCAAUUAUAUAUAUAUUUGCAAAGUACUCCUGUUUGAUCUACAGAUUUUUAAUAUGUCUAGAAAUACUUUUGUUAGUGACAUACCAGAACUGUAGUUCACAAAAUCAUCCCAAAGGUGCACUUUAGUGGAAAUGGUUAACAUAAUGCCUCAUGGUCAGAUGAGUUUACGAUUCUAUGCAUUGAUAAAUAAGCAGCAGUAAUAUCGAUGAAGUGUUACUAUUGAAAGAUAAAUGGACACACUUAUUUUUACAGUUUAUAUAUUAAGAAAAUUAGCGCAGCGAGUGUCUCAGAAUGCGAAGUGCAAAACAGGGCAGCACACUAAGAGCAAAAUACCCUGGAGUUAGGAAUCCAUUGUUGGGUUUUUAAAAAAAAAAACAACACUCCUUGAAGACAAAGAUGACAGUUCAAUGAACGCUCCGUGGAAUCCAUUGGAUGCUGGCUGGGAGAAUUGCAUCACAGCAUAUACUGCUUUACUGUCCAAGCUCUUCCCAAAGGCUAAGCAAUAAAGCCUUUUGACUUUUCAUUUCUCCUCAGUGUAUUUGCAUCUACAUUUGAAAGGUGGAAAGGAGUUUGAUCAUCAUGCAAACGUUUCAGUGUCCUAGAAUUCACAGCUCUGUUUCACUCCUAUUGUAUUGGUGACAGAUUGAGAGAGAGUCAUGUGUGACCCUUCUAUCCUCAGGCAUUUUUGUAAGGGCAGGUAGACUCUUGGUGAGGGUAGUCCAGUCUUGGUGUGAAAGCCCUAUCCAGUAACUAAUGAGAACAUCAUGAGAGGUGCUAUGCUCAUACUAGAUGUAAUGUGUUUGAAAAGGUUUUCUAAAAUUUUGGUUGUAGAUGUAUGAACAUUUUACAUAUAUAAUCGAAGCUUGCACAAAAUGAUUCAUCUAUGAUCAUGCUGUGGCCUGGUUCACACAGUUGUUUUAACCUAGAUUUAACAUGGGUUACCAACAUUUACAUGAUUGUGCAAACCGAUGCCAAGGUGGGAAUCUCAGAUUCAUCUCAGGCCAAAAGCCACUUUGGUAUGGGAUCAUAUAAUCACACUGAUGUUGGUAACCCACAUUAAACCUAGAUCUUAAUGAUUGUGAGAACCAGGCUACUACCUUCCAAAGAUGUAUCCCUGUCCCUGGCAGGUUGCAAAACGAUCUGUUCUCAGUUGUUAAGUCUGUUACAUCUGCACAGUCCAGUCUUCUACUUGACCAGCCUCACUUUCUGCUCUGACACAUAAUUCUGCAGGUUGGGAAAAUGAGGAAGCUCAUUCAGUAUGAAGUAAUUAUUUUCUGUGGUGCAAGGGUGCCAAAGCUUUGUUCUUAGUAUACAAACAUGAAUACUUUAUUAUGUAUUCAGUGCUUGUGCAUCCUUUUAAAAAUCUGGGAUGUAUAUAAGACCGUUCAAAGCAUCUUUGGUCUGUGCUGGGCUCUCUGACAAACUUGAAUGCAUUAGCAGCACCAAAUUAGGAUGACUCCAAUAGUGCUGGUUGCUAUAAUUGCAAAUACUAACACAAUAUAUUGUGUUCCUAUUGAAACAGGAUAGGUUAAUUUUGGGUGGGGCAAAGCCAAUGAAGGAUAUAGAAGUCUCAAUACAGGAUAUUGGCUUCUGUGAGCCCUGUAUUAAAUGUAUGCUACUGUUUGUGGUAGUGGUGGGGACAUAUGUACCAGCUGAUGAAACUUAAUGAGGUGUUUUUGUUGCAACUAACACCUGUUGAAUUUGAAAGUGUGUGCGCUUAAAGUAAUAAAACCUGCUGAGAUGAUUUUUUUUUACAAAUGGACUAUGUUGCAAUCCAGGACAUUUCAAAUGAAUGGUACUGUGGACUGAAAAAAUUAACUGAUGCUUUGGUCUGGGGCCCUCAUUUUACUACACAUGCAAGUAUGUUUGAAGCCUUGAAGUUACUACAAAGCAAAUCACGUAAUAAAAGCAGUACAAGCUUCUGCUCUGAUUUGUAAUUUGUCUAGCAUUUUAAAAGUCAAUUUCUUUUGUGCUGCUGUGUACUAUAUUGAAUUCCUACUUUCUAUGUAUUUGUAUUUCGUGAUAGAUGAACAAAAUAAAUUUAGUCUUGGAA